UUUUGACGUCAGAUAAUGAUGGCCUUGACAGUCGACCACAGGUAUACUAUGUAGACAGGUGAAAAAGAUGAUUCUUUUGUCACUUUCUGAAUAUAAUAUGUUACCUGACAACAAAAGAUAAAUGGUUCAUAUGAUGUUGAGAUGACAUGCACACUGGAAUAAACAGCAUGCCCUUGACACAGAUUGCUGUGCACCCUUCAGACAAUGUACCCCCAUCAGGGAAACAGACCAAAAAGCCUCAGCCUACACCAACAAAAAAGAAAGAUUCCACCAAGGAAACCCACCAUCUGAAUUCUCCCACUCCCAAAAUCUCAGAUCGAUGUGAGACAAGCCUUUCCAUGCUGUCGUCGGGGCAGGACUGUUGCCGCAUUUGUCAGUGUGAGGUGUGUGAGAUAGAUGAAGACUCCCCACUCAUUGCACCCUGCCUCUGUGAUGGCAGCAUGAAGUUUGUUCACCAGGAAUGUCUACAGAAGUGGAUCAAAAGCUCUGAUAAGGAGUGCUGCGAACUCUGCAAAUAUGAGUACAAGAUGACUUCAAAGGUCAAACCAUUCAGAAAGUGGGAAAGACUACAGAUGUCUGCUGUAGAGAGACGCAAGAUCACCUGUUCUGUGACAUUCCAUGUGAUAGCCAUAACCUGUGUGAUCUGGUCAUUGUAUGUCCUGAUAGACAGAACAACAGAAGAAGUAGAACAGGGUGCUUUAGAUUGGCCCUUCUGGACCAAACUUAUUGUAGUGGCCAUUGGUUUCACUGGAGGUCUGGUUUUCAUGUAUGUUCAGUGCAAAAUGUAUGUGAGACUCUGUCGUAGAUGGAAAGCAUACAACCGAAUGAUCACAGUUGAAAAUGUCCCAGAUGAAGUAAGAAUCAAAGCCAUUGCUACCUACACAUCGCCAGAGAAGGCAAAGAUAGCGGAGGAAGAACGAGAGGGUGGCAUUAUUAACGAGAGUCUGACCACAGAUUCAGAACUGUUGUAGUGUCCCUUGUCAUCCAAUAACAUUUGAUGAACUGAUUUAAUUAGAUUGUGUUUCUUAGUUUCUCUCUUAUCCACUUUUGUUAAACAUUCCACUUAAAAGCAUAUAUACACUGUACUGUAAUCUCAUGCAAAAGGUAGAUACUGCACCCCCCAUACAUCUGUAGUUUGAUGCCUUGAAAUUUGAUUGGUUUAUUUGUUAAUCAGGACAUAAGUAAAUAUUAAUAGACGUCUAAACAUUCUUUUUAAUUUCUGCAAAUACACUGUAUACCUUGACUCAUGAAGUUUAAUUUUUAGGACGUAAUGCGUUGGUAUUUUAUGUAUAUUUUAUCAAUUACAAACUUUUUGUCAAACGUAACAAUUAUAUAUACAAAACAAAUGUGAUAAUUUAGUGCUUGUAAUUUUUUUAAUACAAGAAGAAGAAAUAGUAUCAGAUACUUUACAAUUCCUAUUUAAGUGAUUAGCCAUGACGAGGUGUUUUUGUUUACAUAUCAUACAGAGAUGAUUUUUCUCAUGUGAUUUGUGCUUUUCAUUUAAAACAUAUCAGAAUGUUUUUCUUUGCAUGCUUACUCUGUGCCAAAUGUUUUGAAUGUAGAAAAGUCAUACUCAUUGUUUGAUGUUUUUGUGUGAAGUUUUACGUAAUUUAGUUAUUGUCUUAAUUUUAUGUUAUACUAGAAACAGUAAUUUAUUGUAAACUCUAAAUUAUUUGUUGUUAAACUUAUUUUCAGCUUAUGUUUUUCUGAUCAUUAUUUGUCCAAUGUCUGGAUAUUUUUCCACAUUUUCUAAAGAACCACUUUUUCAGCCUAGUAACCCAACUUGCUACAAAGCAAUCUCUCAGAAUGAGGGAUUUAAUUUGUCAAAGUAAAACACCAUACCUUUUUUUUUCAAUGGUGGAUUAUUAAAAUAUAAUAUUAUUUAAGUAGAAUGAGAAAUUUGAAAUCUUUUAAAGAAAUACUCUGUCAGAAAAGACAAAAUAUUUGAAAGGUUUUCUAUAUAGGUCUAAAAUAGAUUCAGAUUUCAUUAAAUCAUGUUUUGAAUGGGGCCACAGUAAGAAUUAAGAUUUACAUGGUAAUUUGUAGGAAAAAAUCUUAAUAACUGGACCAACAAAUAAAUCAAGUUUGUCAUAUCAGAUUUAUACCUUGGCAUCUUCAUGUUGUGUAUAUUUAACUUUUUUCAUAUGAAUGUGCCUGUGGCUAAUGUGAGACCAUAAGAACAGCUGGCUACAAAUUGUCUAGUCAUUAUUAGAGGUUUUAAAGUUAUACAUUAGAAAUUAUGGCAAAAAAUCAUUUAAAAUAUAAAGAACAAGUAAGGUUCAGGUACAUUGUAUAUGCAGGCCUUUCAAAAUCUGCUGGUAUCCGGUACUUUUAUCUGGCUGAAAUCAUGAUUGUACCACCAAAAUAUUUGAUGGAGAAAAUUUGAUAACAUAUUUAUUUAAAAUUGUUUCCACAAGAUACAUGUACCUCCUAUUUCUGUAAACAUACCACCUGUUUUUAAUCUUUUUGAAAGCUCUGUGGAUGUCCAUGUUGUUGAAGUCAAGGCUAGGAUAGUGGCUAUAAACCUGACUUGGGUGGGCCUUGUGGCCCAUUUCUCUCUUUAUUGUUAGAUGUAAAAUGUUAAAAAUAUGUUUGUGUAUGUACUUGUUCUCUACAUUUGCUGGAUAAUUGUAAGUGAAUUUAUGCAAAGUUUACUUACUAAUAAAUGAGUAGGGAAUGAGUAUAAUGAAGAAAAGUUUGCAUGUACUUUUUUUAAAUUCAUUUAUCAGUACAAAUAUUUCAUGAAUUUUAAAGUUGAAUUUGGUGCUAAAAACCAUGAUCAUUUUCUUAAUCAAGAAAGCAUGCAUCUGUUUGUAUUUCCUUCUUUCAUCAUUAAUGAUUAUAAAGGAUAGUAAUGACAUUUUUGUUAUCAUCUAAGUCCCAUUUUGUACAACUUGAUCUUCAUAAAGUACAGUGUAUAAUAUUGUUUUCUUUAUAUUUAAACCACCUGCUAGUCCUGGACAGACUUCUAUAGUAUAUCCUGUCUGAUUCUGAGUGAUUAAAUCCAUGGUGUAGUCUUUGUGUCUACAGACUAACGGAGUUCUUUACAAUAUAGAUUUUUUGUCCCUUUUUUAAUAUGUAAAAAAAUAUGCUUAUUUCAGUUUAUAUAUGGAUUAGUUGAAACAUGUUUUAUGCGUAUGACAUCCCAUCACAAGGUUAAAAAAUGUGUAUAAUUUGCUUCGAAAUAAAAAUAUUUCCCAUUUUAGAAAUCCAAACUAAGAUGUGCUUUUUCAGUGAUGGUUUCUUAACUAUUACUAAGCACGAUUAAUAUACAGAUGUUGGCAUCUUUUGUUUAUCACAAAUUUAUUUUGAAUGGCAUUUUUAUUUUUCACAUGCAAAUGUCCUUUUCAAUGAGGAAAUGUAUUUGUAGAGUUAGAGUAACAAAUUAGCCAUAUCCUGAUUGUUAUUUAUUUACAACAUUGAUAUAUCCUUCACUGUUCCCUGAAAAACAAAAACUUUAUUGGAUAUUGUAUUUUUUAAAGAUGAAAAAUAUGUUUACAGAGUGUGACUAUUAAACUACAUUGUGACAGCUGUGAAAACUAUGUAUAGUAAUUGUAAUCUUAUGUAUUUCUACAAUGGAUAAAAUGGUUAGAUGUAUCAAUGACAUUUGAUAUAUUAAAUGGUCUGAUUACAGUGUGAUUUCAUCAAAUGCAUGUAAAAGUAGUGAAAAAUGAGAGAAGGUUGUUGAUAUUGUUUGUAAUUAAGUUAUGAUUAAAUACAUGAAAUUCA
Messenger RNA from Saccostrea echinata, 3729 nucleotides. RefSeq names its product E3 ubiquitin-protein ligase MARCHF1-like. Lineage: Eukaryota; Metazoa; Mollusca; Bivalvia; Ostreida; Ostreidae. Gene Ontology annotation, cellular component: late endosome membrane; lysosome; early endosome membrane. Gene Ontology annotation, biological process: antigen processing and presentation of peptide antigen via MHC class II; immune response; protein polyubiquitination. The transcript has 4 exons. The record is from RefSeq and is a predicted model, not a curated record. Gene Ontology annotation, molecular function: MHC protein binding; ubiquitin protein ligase activity; zinc ion binding. Bases 147 to 971 code for a protein of 274 amino acids.